GGGUAUUAGCAUUCUAUGUACUACGAAGUUAUUUUCAGUUGUUGAUGUCGCGAGGCAGCUGUUAGUUGGUAUAAAGUUCAUUGUGAUUUGCUCGGUAUGCAACGUGUUUGAUGUGGUUUCGAGCAAUACGGAAUAAUUUAUUCGUUUCGUUCGCCCUUUUCGUAUCAUUUAGGAUGAAUUAACAGUUUACGUAGAUUAAAUUGAUGGCUGAUAGAUUCAUUGUUGAGUGUUGAUAUUCACGUAUGUUGUAGUGUGUUAAUUAUAAUUUGAUUAUAUCGUUUCUGUCAUCUUUACUUCAUGAAUAUCCGGAUCAGUAAAAAAGGUUUAUCGCAACUGAUCGACGAUGGCGCUGAAACAAUGGAUGAAGAAAUUCCAGCCACUAUCGCUAUACAUUGUCUUGACACUGACCAUGUUUUACUUUCUUCUGCAACUGGUAGUCAGUUAUAUUACGCAUGCUUUGACCUUGACCAUUGACUCGUAUUUGGUGCUGUGUAAUUUAAUAGCGUUAUUUGGAUGCAUCAUUACUGUUAAGAAUAGCGCAGUGGAAAAUACACCGACUAGUACACCUUCUGAAUCCUCAAAUAGUGACGACAGUAGUAAGAGUAACAACAGUUCGUCUCAAUGUAACGUUAAUUUUAUUACCAAAGUACCAGUACCUGUUGAUGAAAAAUGCUCAAGUCACACAACCGAUGCCAACAUUCAUAAACGCAAUGCAUCGGAGAGAAGACUUCGAAAUACAUUUGGCUGGGCCAGAAUCGAUGUAUUGGUUAUGUUGAUUGGUUGCGUUGUUUUCGCCUCGUUGUGUUUCUCAUUAGUUAUAGAAGCGGUUCAAACCCUAUUGCAUAUAUCACAUCACGACGAAAUGCAUUAUCCUAUUCCAGUAUUCUGCGUUGGAGCUUUCGGUUUAACUUUAAAUGGAUUAAGUUAUUUAUUAAUUGGAGGUUAUACAUUUCAUCACGGUAGUUUCCUAAAAGUCACAUCAUCCGGUGUCGUGAUCUUGGAAGAUGUAUUGUCAACCAAAUUCACACAGAAUGGUGAAAGACGAUUGAAUCUGAGAUCUCAUCCUUCAUCGUAUAGUUUCAUUUCUCCAGGAGCUCAGGAGAUGUUUAGAGACGUCAUAGGUUGUGUAUUCGUGAUGAUCUGUUCGACCGUUGUGUAUUUUUCCGAUUCGGAAUCCGCUAAAUUAGCUGAUCCUAUUUUGGCCAUCAUAUCGGCCGUAUCGCUACUUAUUUUAAGUUAUCCUUAUAUCAAAGAGUCAUGCUUAAUAUUAUUACAAACGAUUCCUGAUCAUAUCAACAUCGAUUGUUUGUGCCAGCAGUUGAUGAAAGAAUUUCCAGAUAUCAUAAACGUACACGAUUUACACGUGUGGCAAUUCACUAAAGGGAAAACAUUUUUUACAGCGCACAUAAUAUUUCAUAAUCCUAAGGUUUAUGCUAGAGUUACUCAAAAUAUAACAAAGUUCUUCCAUGACCAAGGAAUUACCAAAGUUACUAUUCAACCGGAAUUUUACAAAGAUGAUAAUUGUUUAGAAUUGAUCUCAAGUAACGACAGUAAUUGCCUGGUGAAAUGCGUGAAUCCGGAAUGUUACGAACGUUACUGUUGCGACAUGCACACUUCAAAGACCGAAUUGAAAGCGGUAUUAGUUUCUAAGUCAACGAUAAAUGCAAGCCAAACCGAUAUAUGUCUCCAGAAGACGGAACUUGCGAUAUCAAAAUCAUCGAAUGAAAUUAGUCAUACAUCUGUACAAUUACCCAUACCCACCAAUAACGAAACCCCACCGGAGACUGAGGAAACCAUCAGUCAAAAAAAAGACGAGUCAGAAAAAAAUAGCGUUUCGACGAAUGAACUUGAAAUCGAGACAAAUAAUAUUGAGUCACAAAAUCAAGAAAAUAGUCACAAUUCUAAGCAAAAUGCUGAUGAAAACGAGCCUAAAUCUUUAACGACAGAAUUAUAACGUGUAUGAGUUACCCGUAUUUUUUUCGAAUUUUCAAGUGAGACUGUUUCUAUUUAUAAUUGUAUUGUAUAUUGUUUCUUUUUUAACAUUUAUUUUUUGUAAGCCGUGAAUAAAGUUUUUAUUGCAUGUUUUUGAUAA
Molecule: messenger RNA, 2092 nt
Organism: Planococcus citri (citrus mealybug)
Lineage: Eukaryota; Metazoa; Arthropoda; Insecta; Hemiptera; Pseudococcidae
Gene: ZnT77C
Product: Zinc transporter 77C
Exons: 10
Coding region: 344-1954 (536 amino acids)
Biological process (GO): intracellular zinc ion homeostasis; zinc ion transmembrane transport; detoxification of zinc ion
Cellular component (GO): membrane
Molecular function (GO): zinc ion transmembrane transporter activity
Source: RefSeq, a predicted model, not a curated record